AACAGUAAUCGCAAGUUUCCAAACAAGCAAUGCAAACAACAAAAUAUUAAUGCUCGAUUACUCGGUUAUAAACUUGUAAACGAUGUCAAUCACAGUGGAAAAGAUUUGCCGUCUCUGUAUGUCCCGGUCAAAUAUUAUUCACACUUUAUUGCAAGAUAACCUGUUGCAGAAAGUGGCUAUUUGUGUUAGUCUGCUGAUAAAUCCUGAUGAUAAAGUUCUCCCGCUAGAUAUUUGUGCUCUGUGUACGUUGAAAGUGAAGGACUUUUUUGAAUUUCGACAAAGCUGCCUAAAGGUGCAACAACUUUUUGAACAAAGCCGUACAAGCGCGCAGGAAGAAACUUCUGUUCCGGUCAAAGCUAUAGUACCUAAAGUCGAGAAUAGCAUACCCUCGACCCAGGCAGAAUGCAUAGAAAUUUCCAGGCUAGAAGUAGAGUUUAACCAUCCUGUCGAAGAACAGCAAGACUAUGAGCAAUUGGAUGAGGAUGAAAUUGCAACAGAAUUGGAACAAUUGGAGGAUGAUGUCGAAGAUCAACCGGAAGAGAUUUUUGACGAGCAGGAGGAAACUAUUUUGGACAUCGAUGAAUCAGUAUACUCCGAUAAUGAUUGUCAAGAUUCCGAUUGCAGAAAUGAUUUUAAAGUUGAAAUACUCGAGCUACACGAAGAGGAAAUUGCUCCGCAAUCUGCUCCAAACAUUUCUAAAUGUACAAGAGAGUCGCCUGUUCCACUUCUGUAUUCAAGAAGUGGUAAAGAAAAGGUAGAUGUAGGCACUAAGUUCAAUCGUGAUAGCAUAAAGCAAAAACGAAAUACCAAAUUAAACACCAAACGAGAUGAAAAGGAAAUUUAUCGGUCACUGCUGAAAAAGUGUGAAACAUGCGGCAAAUUCGUUGAGCGAAAUCGCCUGGAAGGUCAUGUCAACCGGCACGCCAACGUCCGACCGUAUGAAUGCAGUGUGCCUAAUUGCGGUAUUAAAUUUCACUGCAAGAUUGCACUUCGGCUACAUUCGCAAGGACGUCACAGUGAUAAACGAUUGCCCUGCGACAUCUGUGGAAAAGUAUACAGCUCUACUAAGACUCUCUACCAUCACAAGAAAGAAACACACUCCGAGAAGAGCUUUAAAUGUGAUCUUUGUACAUUAUGUUUUGUUUCGAAUUCUCGCUUAAAUCGGCACAUGAUGACCCACAGUGAUACAUUUGAAUUCAAAUGUCCCCAUUGCCCAAAGGAAUUUUACCGUAGCAACAAUCUUAAGGUACACCUGAGAAGCCAUACGAAGGAGAAACCGUAUGCUUGCAGUGCAUGUGAUAAAGCGUUCGGGUAUCAGCGACUUUUAAGAGACCACAUUGCUCGACAUCACACUUGAAAUAGUUU
Sabethes cyaneus is the source of this 1365-nucleotide messenger RNA. RefSeq names its product zinc finger protein 62 homolog. Gene Ontology annotation, cellular component: nucleus. The record is from RefSeq and is a predicted model, not a curated record. Bases 83 to 1357 code for a protein of 424 amino acids. Lineage: Eukaryota; Metazoa; Arthropoda; Insecta; Diptera; Culicidae. Gene Ontology annotation, molecular function: zinc ion binding. The transcript is spliced from 3 exons.